CGUCAUGACGUCAGUACGUGCGUGAGGUUGUGUUGACAGGAGCGGUCGGAGUUGUCAGCGGAACAGCAGCAGCAGCAGCAGCAGCAGCAUCAGCGGAGCCCAAUGGAGUAACCACAAAGAUACUAUUAUCCAGACAUACGUCUCUUAUUUAGAAAGCCUUGUUGUUUACACCGUUAAAACAACGACAUCAUGGCAGACGACCAGUCCUCUCAAUCCUGGACCAUCGACCGGGAUGACUACGAACUCAAUGAGGUGUUAGGGAGCGGAGCCACUGCAGUUGUCCAGGCAGCAUACUGCAAGCCGAGGAAGGAGAAGGUGGCCAUCAAACGCAUCAACCUGGAAAAGUGUCAAACUAGCAUGGAUGAGCUCCUGAAAGAGAUUCAGGCUAUGAGCCAGUGCCACCACCCGAACAUCGUGUCUUACUAUACCUCCUUUGUGGUGAAGGAUGAACUGUGGCUGGUGAUGAAGCUGCUCAGUGGUGGCUCUGUGUUGGACAUCAUCAAGCAUAUCAUCUCUCGCGGCGAGCACAAGAGCGGAGUGCUGGACGAGGCUAGCAUCGCCAGCAUCCUGAAAGAAGUCUUGGAGGGGCUGGAGUACCUCCACAAAAACGGGCAGAUUCAUCGGGAUCUAAAAGCUGGAAAUAUUCUCCUCGGGGACGACGGCUCGGUGCAAAUUGCUGACUUUGGUGUGAGUGCCUUUCUCUCAGCGGGAGGAGACAUGACCAGGAACAAGGUUCGGAAGACAUUUGUGGGGACGCCGUGCUGGAUGGCGCCUGAGGUCAUGGAGCAGGUCCACGGCUAUGACUUCAAAGCAGACAUCUGGAGUUUCGGGAUAACAGCCAUUGAACUGGCCACAGGAGCUGCACCAUAUCACAAAUACCCACCGAUGAAGGUGCUGAUGCUGACAUUACAGAACGACCCUCCCUUACUGGAGACGGGCAUCACAGACAAGGAGAUGGUGAAGAAGUAUGGCAAGUCCUUCAGGAAGAUGCUCUCUAUGUGUUUACAGAAAGAUCCCGAAAAAAGGCCAACUGCAGCCGAGUUGCUGAAGAAUAAGUUCUUCACGAAAGCCAAAAACAGCGAGUACCUGCAGGAGAGGCUUCUACACAAAGGUCCAACAAUAAAUGAGCGAUCCAAAAAGGUACGUCGUGUGCCCGGAUCGAGCGGCCGUCUCCACAAGACGGAAGACGGCGGUUGGGAGUGGAGCGACGAUGAGCUUGACGAGGAGAGCGAGGAGGGCAAAGCUGCCGUCGCAGCUCUGCGGUCCCCCAGAGUGAAGGACGGGUCCGGGAAUAUGGAGCUUUUCCCGCCAGCAGAUGGCUCCACGCAACAUCUGCAGCCACCCGGUGCUGCACGAGAGAGCCCUAAUGUGGCCCAGACAGGAGAAGAUGCUCCGCCACAGGCACCCACUCAAACAGCGAGUCCUUCACAUGCAGCCGCUGCUCAGGAUCCAGCUGCAGCCAAUGCCAGUGUUCCCAUCAGCCUCGUCCUGAGACUGAGGAAUCCCAAGAAGGAACUCAAUGACAUCCGAUUUGAGUUCAUGUCCGGCAGAGAUUCUGCUGAUGGAGUCUCUCAGGAGUUGGUCUCAGCAGGUCUGGUUGAUGGGAGAGACUUAGUCAUUGUCGCUGCCAAUUUGCAAAAAAUUGUUGAUGAUCCUCAUAGUAACAAAAAUGUGACUUUUAAAUUGGCAUCUGGCGUGGAGGAGUCUGAAAUUCCUGACGACGUUAAACUCAUUGGAUUUGCGCAGCUCAGCAUCAGUUAAGUCAAGAGGGGCCAUCAACAGAGGACAGAAACUACUGGUAUUGCACAGCUGCAUUGUAGUCAAUUCCAAGAAACCACUGCUGCCAAAGAGAGGAGGAAGACGACAUUGAUGAUGAUGAUGAUGAUGAUGAUGAUGAUGAUGAAGAGACAGGAAGCUGGCAGGAGUGUGACACUACUGCAGGAUGCAUGAGGACCACAUUGAGAAGAGGCUCAGUUCAUUACAGGAAUCACACUUGAAACGUUUACAGUGCGCUUAUACAGUAAAUGGGAGGAGAGAUGCAAUCAACUAUAUCAACUCCUUAUUUCUUUUUCUUUUUUUUUUCCCCUCUUCAUACAUAAGCACAAUCCAAACCAUCUCCUGCCAGUACUGGAAGUGAUUGCCUUUUUUUUCUUUUCUUUUUUUUUUUUUCAAAUCAACUGUGCCACAAAACUCACAAGAGUGUCGUGCUUACUUUAUAUGGCACUUUAUACUACACUGAAAUUGAAAAGUGUAAAUUCAGCCUUAGUUAGUCAAACUAUAGAUUUUACCAGUGUGUUUGGUGGAAAAAUUGAGUCUAUCUGAUUAUUAGGGGUAUUUUAUGUAUGCCUAUCCAAGAAAAUCUCCCGUAAUACUGAUACGAAUAACUUAGAAACACACCAUAGCAUAGUUUUGUAAUUCUGUAAAUUCAGAUGGAUAUUUACGUAGAAUAUAAGAUAAUUACCAGAUUCCUGUUUAAGGCAGCCCAAGGCGUGUGGUGUGGUGGUUUUGUCAAAACAAAACCAAAGAGUUUAGGCUCUGACUACACUGAUGAACACAUUCAAAUAAACACAUGUCAACAGUAACUGCUCUGUCCCAUAGCUGCAGUAACACUUUGUCAGAUGGCGUUUUCCCGAGGUAUUCAAAGACAGGAUUAUUGUCACAGAUUGAGCCCUGCCUAAUAUUCUUCUACUAUGCAAUAGGUGUUUUUUUCUUUUCACCGUGUGUGACCACUGGUUGCUAAUAAUAUUUCUCUUGGGUUGAAUGAAUCCACUUUUUGUGCUUGUUCCUCACUAGGAGCUCAUGAAGUCAAACGGGCAGUUUUAGAAACCUGCAGUGAGAAUUUACUUAAUUUUUCACAAUAAAAGUGAACAUUUAACACACCGGACAGACAGACACGGGUAAUAAUUGCAAUUGUCAAUGUUCCCGUGUAGAGAAGGGUCACAUUUAGCCUGUUUAACAUUACUGAUCCGACAGCUGGGAAGAAUCCUGAAUGCUGGCAAUGAGUGUCGAGAGCCUGGCUCUGCUCAUCCUACAGGCUGACUGACAAUUAACUUCUGUGGGGGUGUGCAUGUGCAAAAACUGAAAAUGUUCAACCAAAGUGAAAUAAAGUUUAAAGGGGCAAACUUUAAA
This is a messenger RNA of Sebastes umbrosus (honeycomb rockfish), 3129 nucleotides long. RefSeq names its product serine/threonine-protein kinase OSR1-like. Gene Ontology annotation, biological process: protein phosphorylation. NCBI's taxonomy places the organism in Eukaryota, Metazoa, Chordata, Actinopteri, Perciformes, Sebastidae. The transcript has 17 exons. Gene Ontology annotation, molecular function: protein serine/threonine kinase activity; ATP binding. The record is from RefSeq and is a predicted model, not a curated record. Bases 190 to 1761 code for a protein of 523 amino acids.